This is a messenger RNA of Caenorhabditis angaria, 433 nucleotides long. NCBI's taxonomy places the organism in Eukaryota, Metazoa, Nematoda, Chromadorea, Rhabditida, Rhabditidae. The record is from the annotation of a GenBank genome assembly.
AUGUUCGAAUUGAAAAGUGAUCAAAUUUUGAUAUUUCUAUAUAACUUUAUUAUUGUCAGAUUUAUUUUAUCAAAUUGCUGUUCAGUGAGUUUUUUUUGAGCUUAGAAUCAAUAAUUAAGAUUUUUAGAGAUCCACGGCAUAUCAAAAACCCGACUCACCAAUUAUUUCGGAGCAAUCAAAUUCACCGGUUAGUAGAACUGCAAGUGUUUCCCAUAAAACCAAAAAAUCUUCGGAUUUUCCAAUUUCAACAUGUCAAACUGUUCAAAUUCCUUCGAAAAUCGAUGAAAAUGAGAAGACGAAUGCAAAUCAAGCAUUAUUAAAUGAAGAUGAAGAACGAGCAGCUGCACAAUUGCAGAAAUAUUUAUCAGAAACUUGUCCAAAAUCGACGAGUCCAUUGAAUUCUGUUGAAAGAACUGCUUUUGAUAAUGAAUAA